UGCUGAAAUUUCACACUUGGGUUCGCAUGCCCGAAAACAUUAGUUUAUGGCCAUUUCAGCAAUCAGCUUCUGCUUAGAACUGACCAUCGAGUACCAACUUUUUAUUCUUCUCUCUGUACCAUUCAAGCUGGCUGAUGGAUAAUGGUUGAACAUCUAGACGGACCACAUUAUGCAACCCUUCUUCCCUUUAGGGGCAUGUACAAUAUGUGUGCUCACUGCAUGUGUGUGUUACAUCCUCUGCAGGAGAACCAGAUAUCAGUCAUAGUCCGGUGGCCACAUCGAAACAGAAUCCAGUACUUUUGGUGACUCGAAAGCAGUGGCUACAUGUAUCUCAGUUAAUAGUGAAGAAGGAUCAGAGAAAACGGUUCCAAUCUACUGUGGGGAUCGUCCUAUACCAGAAUGUAUGACUCAAACAUCCACCCUGUAUGACUGCACUAAUAAGGGAAUGAGGUAUGUUGAUGAGACCAAUGACUUUAUUUUGGAGAUCCCAGAGGGAGCCAUUCCUGAAGGAGAGAGACUCACAGUUGAUAUGGGAGUGGCUCUCUUUGGCCCAUUCCAGUUCCCAGAAGGUCUCAGACCCGUGUCUCCUGUGUUGUGGGUCUGUGUUCGUGACAAUAGGAGAAAAUUCGAGUUCUCGAAACCAGUCACAGUCACUAUCCCUCACUUCCUUCAUCUUGACAAUGAGGAGGAAAUCAAAUUUCUGGGUCUCACUUUCCUUAAAGCAAACCACAACAAAAACUCUGCGGGACUGUAUGAAUUCCAGCCAUUAGCAGAGGGCGAAAUGGACUUUAACACUCUCAGAACACAUGGCAUUCUUAGAACCUCACAUUUUUGCAGUCUCUGUCUUGCUGCAAAAUUCAUCCCAAACAGUACACAGUUUUGCAUCACAUCUGUUCUUCCACGUUGUACAAGUCCGGUGGGUAAGAAUGUCGGGGGUUGUUUCUUUGUUACCUUUCUCAAUCUGAAGACCUGUCUCGAAAACCUUGACUCUCUUAUUAAUAAAAGGUAUAGAGAGGGGUAUAAGACACAGAGGGUGCCUUUUAGGUUCAAAACUGACACCCAAGAUCCUGCACUUGGGAUGAACUUUUCUCAACCAAAACAUGGUCUAAUUGGAUGGAAAGGAAGGGACAGGGUUUUUCGUAGCGAAGUGGAUUUCUUUGUUAAGGACGAUAUUUCUGAGGGGGAACUACAGUGUCUGCAGAGUGACGAGUUUUACCCUCCGCGAUUUGAAGUGUUCUUUGCCUUUUUCAAGGAGAACACAACACUCGAUGAUGGCCAGAUUACCUUCAGUGGAGCCACUAGUGGCAUCAAGUUCAACUUAGACUUGGACCUUCCUGACUUUACAAGUCCUCCUGUAGCCCAUCCUGCAGCUGAAACCGAGGUUGUAUCACAGAUUGAGCUCAAGCUGCUUGUCAUAGAUGAUCUCCAGGAUGUUAGGUCAAAGCUCAUGGAAGUAGAAACGAAGUGGAGGGAUAUUGGACUAGAACUGGGGCUGAGAGACCCUGAGUUGGAGACGAUACGUCAAGCUAACCAUCAUGACAUCACAAGUUGUUUGACUGCCAUGCUGAGGCUCUGGCUAAAUAGGGCUUACAACACCAUUAAAUAUGAAGAGCCAACAUGGCGAAGACUGAGUGAGGCUGUUCGCCAUAGAGCUGGAGGAAACAAUCCUGCCCUAGCUGAUAUCCUGUACUAAUGCUCGUAUUAUACAACUGCAAUGAGUCGACGCAAGCGCGCCCCCGGUUAAUGAGCCACUACUUUUGUACGAACCAGACCCUCACGUGCUCCUUGCAUUUUAACCCUUGCGAUACGUUGCAAGGUAGCUAAGGAUGACAGUGACAUGGCUCAGCAGAUCAACCCAACCUUCUCCAAAGUUGUUCAAGCACCGGCAGGAAGAAAUAAUGCAAGUGGAGAAGGCUUGUUGCAGUGUUGGAUGCAGUGCUACAGAAAGUUUUUGCCACCCUUGAUAUGGAGCUUGUUCACUUACAAAGAGAAACACUAACCAACCAUCACUGUUCCGUCAAGUUGCACUUGAU
Molecule: messenger RNA, 2033 nt
Organism: Geodia barretti
Lineage: Eukaryota; Metazoa; Porifera; Demospongiae; Tetractinellida; Geodiidae
Source: the annotation of a GenBank genome assembly